This is a messenger RNA of Penicillium angulare, 987 nucleotides long. RefSeq lists its product as uncharacterized. The coding region runs from base 1 to 987 and encodes 328 amino acids. NCBI's taxonomy places the organism in Eukaryota, Fungi, Ascomycota, Eurotiomycetes, Eurotiales, Aspergillaceae. The transcript has 3 exons. The record is from RefSeq and is a predicted model, not a curated record.
AUGCUUCCAACUUCCGUCAAACAGCCUAUCUUGGGUCUUGUGAUAUUAUGGCUUUCCUUUUUCACAACUGGUAUUCACUCGUCCCAUCCUGAUGUUGGCGAUGAAUUGCAUGAUCUUCACACCAGAGCACAAGUCAACACUGUGGACGUUGCUAAACUCAACUUUAGGGAAGGACUAGGGUACAUCCUGCCACAGGCGACACGGCAAGGGCAACCAGGAAAUAACAACAAGCACUGGUUACAGAGAAACGGAAAGUGGGUUCAAGAAGGGCCACUGCAUUACUAUGAGUUCAUGCCUCGGACAAGAAACAUACCAAUCACUACCCUUGAAAUUCCGCAAUGGCAAGCCGAUCUACCUGAACCAACAACUGUUGAUGCCCUCCAGGAUGCUGCAGCCACGCUUCAUGCUGACAAAUAUAAAGGCGAGAUUGAUUUGAAAGUUGUCAGUCCUCAAUACAGAGGCAACAACGGACAUAGGCGGUUCAUUGCUGCAGUCAACAACAAGCUUUUGAGGUUUCAGAGUCAACACGGGGCUGAGUUUCAAGCAGGAGGGAGAUACUACGAGCAAAAAGUAAGAAUGGACGAGAUUAGCUCGCGAAUGGUCACACUUCGGGUAGCGGAUACUCAAAACUUCCUUAUUCGAUGGAUGACAGGAGAUAAGCCUGGAAUGUGGAAUCUCCAGGAAGUACCAGAAGGCCAGAGCCAAGCGCGAUCUACUGUCACCACUUUGGAAGUGCCCAGUGGUGUUCCGGGAGUUGCCAACUACAAGACUGUUGAUUUUCUCGCAACAUAUAACGAUCCAAAGAACGAAGCAAAGCUGCAGCUGAAAGGUUUUACGAGUGUGGCUGAUUUAGCGAAUUGGGCUGCACAACUUGGGGACGAGGAUAUCCAGAACCCGACGGUUGCCUACUCACGAGAAAAUGUGAGCCAUUUUAAGGAGAUCCAGCAAUGGAGGCUAAUUGCCAACUCACAACCUUGCCCCAUUUGA